AUGGCCACCAUGAAAGCUAUCAUCACGCAAGGCAACGGCGUCAUCUCCGUUCAAUCCAUCCCUCGCCCGAAGCCUGGCCCCGGUGAGAUCCUUGUCAAGGUCCACUACGCCGCCCAGAAUCCGUCGGACUGGAAAACGGUCAAAGGCUCCCCCCCGGUAGUCCCACCUGCACCGGCGGGCCUGAUUCUCGGCUGCGAUUUUGCCGGCACCGUCGAGGACCCCAACGGCUCGGCAUGGCGCAAGGGCCAACGCGUCGCUGGAUUCGUACAUGGGUCCAGCAAUAACGGGACCCCGGCCAACCCCAUUCGGGGCACGUAUGCAGAAUACGUCUCCAUUGAAUCGAGCUUGGUCUUUCAGGUUCCCGAGAACGUGGAGCUCAAGGGGGCUUCUACCAUUGGACUUGCUUUCGCCACUGCCAUGCAGGCUUUGUACCAGCGGCUCUCUCUGCCUGAACCCUCCGAGUCCAAGACCGGAGACUGGUUCUUGGUGUACGGUGGGGCGACCAGUGUUGGGAAUUAUGCCAUUCAGCUAGCUAAGCUUAGCGGACUGCGUGUCAUUACGACUGCGUCCCCCAAAAACCACGAACAGCUCAAAUCCCUGGGAGCGGAUGUGGUACUUGAUUACCACGGAGACUGGGUGGAGGAAGCGAAAAAGAUCACCGAGGGGAAGCUGCAGCGUGCCCUCGAUACCAUCUCUGCUAAUGGGUCCACGGCCAAAAUAGCCCAGGCGCUUUCACAGAUCGAAGGAGACCAUGUCAUCAUUCUGAUUCCUGCUUUCCCGCCGGCCAAGGAGGAAAUCAAGGCUGUCAACCCUCAUGUGAAGGUUGAGUGGACGAUCGUCUACACCGUGUUUGAAAGAGCACUUCCGUUCCGUAUCGAGAACUGCGGCGACGAAACGCCCGAGGACAAGAAACUCUGGGAGAAAUACUUGCGGCUGUUGCCUCAGUACCUUGAGCGAGGGGAAGUGAAGCCUGACAAGGUGAAGGAGCUCGAUGGAUUGGAGAGUGUAGAGGACGGACUCAAGAUUUCAGAGGAAGGCAAACUGUCCAAUGAAAAGUUGGUGUUCAAAAUUUUGUGA
Molecule: messenger RNA, 1077 nt
Organism: Colletotrichum truncatum
Lineage: Eukaryota; Fungi; Ascomycota; Sordariomycetes; Glomerellales; Glomerellaceae
Product: zinc-binding oxidoreductase
Molecular function (GO): oxidoreductase activity, acting on NAD(P)H
Source: RefSeq, a predicted model, not a curated record